This is a messenger RNA of Eruca vesicaria subsp. sativa (arugula), 264 nucleotides long. The record is from the annotation of a GenBank genome assembly. NCBI's taxonomy places the organism in Eukaryota, Viridiplantae, Streptophyta, Magnoliopsida, Brassicales, Brassicaceae.
AUGAUGAAUCCCAUUGUUGAGCAUUUGGAGGUGUACCCCAUUGUGAAACAUUUGAUGAUGAACCCCAUUGCUGAGCAUUUGGAUGUGUACCAUAUUGUGGAACAUUUGACGAUGAACCCCAUUCUUGAGCAUUUGGAGGUGUACCCCAUUGUGGCACAUUUGAUGAUGAACCCCAUUUCUGAGAAUUUAGUGGUGUACUUCAUUGUGGAACAUUUGAUGAUGAAGUCCACUGCGGAGCAUUUGGAGGUAUACCUCCACUGCUGA